Myotis lucifugus (little brown bat) is the source of this 351-nucleotide messenger RNA. Its product is annotated as interleukin-3-like. Gene Ontology annotation, cellular component: extracellular region. Bases 1 to 351 code for a protein of 116 amino acids. Gene Ontology annotation, molecular function: interleukin-3 receptor binding; growth factor activity. Gene Ontology annotation, biological process: immune response. The transcript has 5 exons. The record is from RefSeq and is a predicted model, not a curated record. Lineage: Eukaryota; Metazoa; Chordata; Mammalia; Chiroptera; Vespertilionidae.
AUGCGGCCUGCCAGCCCAAAGAUGAGCAGCCUCCCCGUCCUGCCCCUUUUCCUGCUCCUGCUCGCACUCCACGCUCCUCGGGCACAGGGGCGGCCCUUAACGACUUGCCGGGAACUGCUCAGCGAAAUCGAGAACAUCCUGAAAAAGCCGCCUGUGCCUUCAGAAGAACCCUUGAGCUUAAAUGAACAAUUCAUCCUGAAGGUAUUCAAGACAGUCCUGCCCACCUCCACGUCCAAGGAAAACCUGUUCAGUAUCAAGAACUGGGGAGAUUUCAGGACGAAACUGAGAGAAUAUCUGGGCACCCUUAAAAACUACCGAUCCCCUCCAGGCUCCAGCCAAGGGACGCACUGA